AUGUUUAUUGGUCCAUUAGAUAAAUGUUGUCAUUUGUUUGUGGACUGGUUAUUUGAGGAACUUGGAAAAUUUGAAAUUUAUUACAAAUAUGGGAAGGAGCUAUCGACUAUAGGUUCAUGGUUAGGAUCAUCAUUUCAGUUUUCUUCUGUUGAGAUACAAGACAGAAUUCUGUUUGAAGCUAAAGCUCUGAAUGGAAAAAUUCAAUUUCAUAUUGCCUCGGCAAAUACUGGUGGCUCUCCUGAGUUGAAUGUUGAGGCUUGGGAAGAAAUUGUACAAGAUGGAAUCAUUGAAUUUUCUGAAACACAUCAGAGGUACAGUUUUCAAAGCCAAGCGCUGGAGCAGUUUUUCAUAUUUAAGAGCAAUGACUCGUCAGCUAUCAAAAUUUUUGGGUUUCUUCCUGUGUUUCAGUUGGCGAAGAAUCCACAUGUUCUUACCAAACCUCUUACUGAAUUUGAUGGCGAUUCAAAAGUAAAGAUGGAAUACCUUUAUUUGCACUAUCUUGUGAUGAAACAUAAAGAUUCGAAUAAUCGCUUAACUGCCUUAAAGAUCCUAAUCCCAGCAGAGAGACUAUACGUGGUAAACCUACAAGAAGAAUCUUUCAAACCCCAAGUUGAUGUCUUGAGGGUUCUUAUUCAGGAAAAAAUGAUUGAUGCUUUUGAAAUUGUAGGUCUUGACGACAAAGAACGUUGGAUUCUUUCAUCUCAAGCAAUCAAAAAAUCAAUGCUUGUUCAGGACAUAAGAAGUCUAAUUAGUCUGGCCAGAGUUCUGUCUUGGAUCGGGACGGUGCAGAUUGAUGUUGAUGUAAAACUGGAUCGGUUGGCAAACAUUUGUGUUAAGAUACUAAGAAAGAGCUCGUUCACCUAUCAAGGGCAUUUAUGCCUCAAAUUUUCUGGUGCUAGUUUAAAACCCUCAAGGGAUGUUGAAAUUUUAUGUGCCGGGCUCCAACUAAUUCCAAACUUUUGUCUACUUGAUUUGUCUGGGACAACCGAUAUUGAACCUGAGGCUUAUCGACAAAUUAUUAAAGCCUCCAGGUUUAGCAAACUUUCUUCUUUAGUGCUGAACAAUACCAUCUUGAUGAACAAAGAAGAUCCUCAGCCUAUCGGUUUGCAAUAUUUGCCUCAUUUGAAGCACUUAGAAAUUGAAGGGUGCAAGCUCGGUGAUGCAGGUAUUCAUGCAAUGUCUCUUGAUUUCAAAGAAGCUGGCCAACUUACCGAGUUAAGUGUUGCACGAAAUAAGAUAACUAGUUCUGGAAUCUUGGAGCUGUCCGGUCUUUUGAUGGAAAAACAAAAUCUUCGCAUAAUAAGAGUUCAUGAAAAUGAUGUAGGUUAUGAAGGGGCUGUCUCGUUAGCGAUUCUGUUUAGAAAUCUUCCAUUCCUAGAGGUUGUCAAUUUAUGCGAUUGUCAAAGAAUAACAGACAAAGGGUUUGAGUUGAUCAUUGAAUCGCUGAAAGGCAAAAAUUUAAAGAAAAUGAAUGUCAGGAAUUGUGGGUUCUCCCAACGGAUUUCAGAAAAAUACUUCAAACUCUUGAAGAACAUGCGCCAUUUCCAACACCUUGAUUACGGAUGCAAUACUAUCGGUUCAUCAAGAGUUGGACCAGGACCGAGCAUAAAUAUAUCUGAAGUCUUUCUUGAAAUGAUGAGUUGCAAUAAGUACUCGUGGAAUCUUUUGAAUUUAUGGAAGUGUAACAUUGGCUUUACGACUGUAUUUGAAUCUGCCCACCAGCUAGGACAUUUGUCAACAUUGACAGAUCUUUGCCUGCAAGAAAAUCAAUUAAGUGACAGGGAUGGAGCUUGCAUUGGCGAGUACAUGGUGACGUCAUGGCAUAGCCUACGCAGUCUGAACCUUCGACAGAACAAUAUCGGAGAUAUUGGAGCGGCUAAAAUCUUUGAAGGCAUACGUGAAAACCUAAAACUGAAAACAGUUUUCUUGGACAGGAACCAGAUAGAAGAUGGUGAUCUGAUACAAAAAAUGGUCGAGUACUUUGUUGAUCAGGGAAAUAUGGAGGAGAUGGACGUAUCAUACAACAAGGUCCCUGAAUAUUUAAACCCAGAAACCGAAACUAGAAAGUUUCUGAGAGACAGGGCUGCAAACAUACAACCAUGUAAAGGUUAUACAGAGAUAUCCAUUAAUAACCGAUUCUUGAGGCUGAAAACAGCUAAUAAGAGAGGUUUACAUCCAUCAUAUAUAACCGAAGAGACUUUAAAUCCCGUUGCCAGAGUUUGUUAA
Messenger RNA from Magallana angulata, 2226 nucleotides. RefSeq lists its product as uncharacterized. Gene Ontology annotation, molecular function: protein binding. The transcript has a single exon. NCBI's taxonomy places the organism in Eukaryota, Metazoa, Mollusca, Bivalvia, Ostreida, Ostreidae. The record is from RefSeq and is a predicted model, not a curated record. The coding region runs from base 1 to 2226 and encodes 741 amino acids.